Molecule: messenger RNA, 3495 nt
Organism: Cynocephalus volans (Philippine flying lemur)
Lineage: Eukaryota; Metazoa; Chordata; Mammalia; Dermoptera; Cynocephalidae
Gene: SIPA1
Product: signal-induced proliferation-associated 1
Exons: 16
Coding region: 163-3285 (1040 amino acids)
Biological process (GO): activation of GTPase activity; regulation of small GTPase mediated signal transduction
Cellular component (GO): cytoplasm
Molecular function (GO): GTPase activator activity; protein binding
Source: RefSeq, a predicted model, not a curated record
GGAGAGCAGGCGGCGGGACCCCGGCGCGGGAGGAGACGGCUGGGCGGGAGCCCCAGAGGGUAGGAACUGCUGCCGCAACUUCGGCCUGCCGGCUGGGCACCAAACACCUGUGCCUGCCAAUGCGGCCCGGCCCCCGGAGAGUCAGGCCCACAGAACACGCCCAUGUGGGCCGGCGGUGUGGGGAGCCCUCGGCGGGGCAUGGCCCCCGCGCCCACCGAUGACCUCUUUGCCCGAAAGCUGCGCCAGCCAGCACGGCCCCCGCUGACACCACACACCUUCGAGCCGAGGCCAGCCCGGAGCCCGCUCCUGCGCAGUGGGAGCGAUGCAGGCGAGGCCCGGCCCCCCACACCAGCCAGCCCCCGUGCCCGUGCUCACAGCCAUGAGGAGACCAGCCGCCCCUCUCUGCCUUCCACCCGGCUCUUCACUGACCCGCUGGCACUGCUGGGGCUGCCAGCUGAGGAACCAGAGCCCACCUUCCCGCCAGUACUUGAGCCCCGAUGGUUUGCCCACUAUGAUGUGCAGAGCCUGCUCUUUGAUUGGGCUCCAAGGCCACGGGGGACAGGGGGACGCACAGAGGUCAGCUCUGGGACCCCGGCUUCAGCUGAGGACCAGGCUACCAGCUCAGACCUGCUGCUUGGGGCGCCUGGCUUUGUGAGCGAGCUUGGGGGUGAGGGUGAGCUGGGCCUGGGUGGAACAGUUUCCCCACCUGUGCCCCCUGCCCUGCCCAAUGCGGCUGUGUCCAUCCUGGAGGAGCCACAGAACCGAACCUCAGCCUACAACCUGGAGCACGCAGACCUGGGUGCUGGCUACUAUCGCAAGUACUUCUAUGGCAAAGAACACCAGAACUUCUUCGGGAUGGAUGAGGUGCUGGGCCCGGUGGCAGUGAGCCUGCGGCGGGAGGAGAAGGAAGGCAGUGGAGGCGGCACCUUGCACAGCUACCGCAUCAUCGUGCGGACCACGCAGCUCCGGACCCUCCGAGGCACCAUCUCAGAGGACGCGCUGCCGCCGGGUCCCCCGCGAGGCUUGUCCCCGAGGAAGCUUCUGGAGUCCGUGGCGCCGCGACUGAGCCCGAUGUGCCUGCGCCUGGGCUCAGCCUCCCCCAAGGUGCCACGCACUCUGCUUACACUGGAUGAGCAAGUGCUGAGCUUCCAGCGCAAGGUGGGCAUCCUGUACUGCCGGGCAGGCCAGGGCUCCGAGGAGGAGAUGUACAACAACCAGGAGGCAGGAGCGGCCUUCACGCAGUUCCUCACCCUGCUGGGUGACGUGGUGCGGCUCAAAGGCUUUGAGAGUUACCGGGCCCAGCUGGACACCAAAACGGAUUCCACGGGCACACAUUCUGUCUACACGACGUACCGAGACCAUGAGAUCAUGUUUCAUGUGUCCACGAUGCUGCCUUACACCCCUAAUAACCAGCAGCAGCUUCUGCGCAAGCGCCACAUUGGCAACGACAUUGUAACCAUAGUAUUCCAGGAGCCUGGCAGCAAGCCCUUCUGCCCCACGACCAUCCGUUCACACUUCCAGCACGUGUUCCUAGUGGUGCGCGUGCAUGAACCCUGCACCCCGCACACCUCCUACAGGGUGGCCGUGAGCCGCACCCAGGACACCCCAGCCUUCGGGCCAGCUCUGCCCCCUGGCGGAGGCCCCUUCCCUGCCAACGCCGACUUCCGGGCCUUCCUGCUGGCCAAGGCGCUCAAUGGCGAGCAGGCGGCGGGCCAUGCACGCCAGUUCCACGCCAUGGCCACGCGUACGCGCCAGCAGUACCUGCAGGACUUGGCCACCAACGAGGUGACCACUACGUCGCUGGACUCGGCCUCGCGCUUCGGCCUGCCCUCCCUGGGCGGGAGGCGCCGGGCACCUCCUCGGGGACCCGGCGCCGAGCUGCAGGCUGCGGGCUCGCUGGUGUGGGGAGUGCGCGCGGCGCCCGGGGCGCGGGUCGCGGCCGGCGCCGAGGCAGGCGGCCCUGACAGCGCCGAGGUGCCCUGCCUGCUGGGCAUCUCGGCCGAGGCUCUUGUGCUGGUGGCGCCCCGCGACGGCCGCGUAGUCUUCAACUGCGCCUGCCGCGACGUGCUGGCCUGGACCUUCUCCGAGCAGCAGCUCGAUCUGUACCACGGCCGCGGGGAGGCGAUUACGCUGCGGCUCGACGGGCCCCCGGGCCAAGCCGUGGGCGAGGUCGUGGGGCGCCUGCAGCUGGUGAGCCGCGGCUGCGAGACCCGGGAGCUGGCGCUGCCCCGCGACGGCCAAGGCCGCCUGGGCUUCGAGGUGGACGCCGAGGGCUUCAUCACGCAAGUAGAGCGCUUCACGUUCGCCGAGACGGCGGGACUGCGGCCCGGGGCGCGCCUGCUGCGCGUGUGCGGCCGGACGCUGCCCAGCCUCGGCCCCGAGGCCGCUGCCCAGCUGCUGCGCUCGGCGCCCAAGGUCUGCGUCACCGUCCUGCCCCCCGACGAGAGCGGCCGGCCCCGCAGGAGCUUUUCGGAGCUGUACACGCUGUCUCUGCAGGAGCCCAGCCGGCGGGGUGCCCCAGAGCCAGUGCAGGAUGAGGCCCCAGUGUUGGGCCUACUGUCCAACACAAGGCAGCUACUUCACCUGUGCCUGCAAGAUGGUGGCAGCCCUCCAGGGCCAGGGGAUCUGGCCGAGGAGAGGACUGAGUUCUUGCACAGCCAGAACUCGCCAUCAUCCCGCAGCUCCCUGUCAGAUGAGGCCCCAGUCCUGCCCAACACCACCCCAGACCUCCUCCUGGUCACCACAGCCAAGCCGUCAGCUCCUGGUGCUGGCAGGGAGACACCCUCCACCGAGGACAGGCCCAAUGGCCAUGAGGACAAGGAGGACAAGGGGGACCCGGCCCUAGAGCUGAGCACCUCCAUCCUGCCACGAACUUUGUCUGUGAGGAACUCCAUCAGCAAGAUCAUGUCGGAGGCGGGCAGCGAGACCCUGGAAGACGAGUGGCAGUCCAUCUCGGAGAUCGCCUCCACUUGCAACACUAUUCUGGAGUCACUGUCCCGAGAGGGACAGCCCAUCCCAGAGAGAAGAGACCCCAAGGGAACUCCAAAGUCUGAUGCUGAGCCAGAACCUGGGAGCCUGUCAGAGAAGGUCUGUCACUUGGAGUCCAUGCUCAGGAAGCUGCAGGAGGACCUGCAGAAGGAGAGGGCAGACAGGGCAGCUCUGGAAGAGGAGGUGCGGAGCCUGAGGCACAACAACCGGCGGCUCCAGGCUGAAUCGGAGAGCGCAGCCACCCGCCUGCUGCUGGCCUCCAAGCAGCUGGGCUCGCCCACCACCGACCUGGCCUGAGCUGGCUGUGCCAGCCUCUGUCUGGCUAUGGGCCUGCCUCAAACUGCAUGGCCCAUCAGGGCACCUGGGUCACACGGGGCCCUCAGCCCUCCUCAGGAAUUCUCUCCCCGCGCAGAGGCGCAUCUUAGCACUGCCCCCACUCCCCAGCCCAUUAUUUGGUGGCAGAGUUGCCCCUACAUCGUCCCUGUUUGUAAAUAUUCUGUGGAGAAA